This is a messenger RNA of Cynocephalus volans (Philippine flying lemur), 7075 nucleotides long. RefSeq names its product nucleoporin 210 (gene NUP210). The record is from RefSeq and is a predicted model, not a curated record. Lineage: Eukaryota; Metazoa; Chordata; Mammalia; Dermoptera; Cynocephalidae. The coding region runs from base 4 to 5670 and encodes 1888 amino acids. The transcript is spliced from 40 exons. Gene Ontology annotation, cellular component: nuclear pore.
AGGAUGGCGGCGCGGGGCUGGGGGCGGCCGCCGCUGCUCGCGCUCUCGGUGCUGCUGGCAUUGGGCCCCGCCGCCGCGGCGGCCAAGCUCAACAUCCCCAAAGUGCUGCUGCCCUUCACGCGGGCCACGCGCGUGAACUUCACGCUGGAGGCCUCAGAGGGCUGCUACCGCUGGUCAUCGACCCGGCCCGAGGUGGCCAGCAUACAGCCGCUGGAACCUGAUGAGCACCAGUGCUCCCAGAGGGCAGUGGUGCAGGCCCGGCUUACCCAGCCUGCCCGCCUGACCAGCAUCAUCUUUGCAGAGGACAUCACCACGGGCCAGGUCCUGCGCUGUGACGCCAUCGUUGACCUCAUUCAUGGCAUUCAGAUCGUCUCCACCACCCGUGAACUCUACCUGGAAGAUUCACCCCUGGAGCUGAAGAUCCAGGCUCUGGACUCUGAAGGGAACACCUUCAGCACCCUGGCUGGGCUGGCCUUUGACUGGAUGAUUGUGAAGGACGCAGAGGCGGAUGGGUUCUCAGACUCCCACAAUGCACUGCGAAUACUCACUUUCUUGGAGUCUACGUACAUCCCUCCUUCCUACAUCUCAGAGAUGGAGAAAGCGGCCAAGCAAGGGGAUACCAUCCUGGUGUCUGGGAUGAAGACCGGGAGUUCCAAGCUUAAGGCCCGCAUCCAGGAGGCUGUUUACAAGAACGUACGCCCUGCGGAGGUCAGGCUGCUGAUUUUGGAGAACAUCCUUCUAAAUCCUGCUUACGAUGUGUACCUGAUGGUGGGGACCUCCAUCCGCUACAAGGUGCAGAAGAUCAGGCAAGGGAAAAUUGCAGAACUCUUCAUGCCUUCUGAUCAGUACGAGCUGCAGCUUCAGAACAGCAUCCCAGGCCCUGAAGGAGACCCAGCCCAGCCCGUGGCUGUCUUGGCCCAGGACACAUCGAUGGUCACCGCAGUGCAGCUGGGACAGAGCAGCCUCGUCCUCGGCCACAGGAGUAUUCGCAUGCAGGGUGCUUCCCGGCUACCCAACAGCACUGUCUACGUGGUCGAACCUGGAUACCUCGAGUUCACCGUCCACCCUGGUGACAGGUGGGUGCUCGAGACUGGCCGCCUGUACGAAAUCACCGUAGAAGUGUUUGACAAGUCCAGCAACAAAGUCUACCUGUCGGAUAACAUCCGAAUUGAAACUGUGCUUCCUUCUGAGUUCUUUGAGGUGCUCUCAUCUUCCCAGAAUGGGUCAUACCAUCACGUCAGGGCUAUAAAGAGGGGCCAGACGGCCAUCGACGCGGCCCUCACCUCUGUGGUGGACCAGGAUGGAGGGGUCCACACACUACGGGUGCCUGUGUGGAACCAGCAGGAGGUGGACAUUCACAUCCCUAUCACCCUCUAUCCCAGCAUCCUGACGUUUCCAUGGCAACCAAAGACAGGGGCCUAUCAGUACACAAUAAAGGCGCACGGUGGCAGUGGGAACUUCAGCUGGUCUUCCUCAAGCUACAUGGUUGCCACGGUAACUGUCAAGGGCGUGAUGACCACAGGCAGUGACACAGGACUCAGUGUGAUCAAGGCACACGAUGUCCAGAACCCACUGCAUUUCGGGGAGAUGAAGGUGUGUGUGAUCGAGCCCAGCAGCAUGGAGUUCGCCCCGUGCCAGGUGGAGGCACGAGUGGGCCAGACCCUGGAGUUACCACUGAGGAUCAACGGUCUCAUGCCUGGCGGGGCCAGCGAGGUGGUCACCCUGAGCGACUGCUCCCACUUUGACUUGGUGGUGGAGGUAGAGAACAUGGGUGUGUUCCAGCCACUCCCAGGGAGGCUUCUGCCGGGGUCUGAGCACUGCAGUGGCGUCAGGGUGAGAGCCGAGGCCCAGGGCUACACCAUGCUCCUCGUGAGCUACAAACACGGCCACGUCCACCUGAGUGCCAAGAUCACCAUCGCAGCCUACCUGCCCCUCAAGGCUGUGGAUCCCUCUUCUGUUGCCUUGGUGACCCUGGGCUCUUCAAAGGAGAUGCUGUUCGAAGGAGGUCCCAGGCCCUGGGUCCUUGAGCCUUCCAAGUUCUUCCGGAACGUCACCUCUGAGGACACUGACAGCAUCAGUCUGGCUCUCUUUGGCCCCCCUGCCUCCCGGAACUACCAGCAGCACUGGAUCCUUGUGAUCUGCCAGGCCUUGGGCGAGCAGGUCAUUGCCCUCUCGGUGGGAAACAAGCCCAGCCUCACCAACCCCCUCCCCGCGGUGGAGCCCGCUGUGGUGAAGUUCGUCUGUGCCCUGCCGUCCAGGCUCACCCUCACACCUGUCUACGCCAGCCCCCAGCUGGACCUGUCCUGUCCACUGCUGCAGCAGAACAAGCAGGUGGUUCCGGUCUCCAGCCAUCGCAACCCCCUGCUGGACCUGGCCGCCUAUGACCAGCAGGGCCGCCGAUUCGACAAUUUCAGUUCUCUAAGUGUCCAGUGGGAGUCCACCAGACCGUUGCUGGCCAGCAUCGAGCUUGACCCACCCAUGCGGCUGGUGUCCCAGGACGAUGGGAGCGGCCAGAAGAAGUUGCAUGGUUUGCAGGCCAUCUCAGUUCACGAGGCAUCGGGAACCACAGCCAUCUCUGCCACUGCGACUGGCUACCAGCAGUCCCACCUCAGCACAGCCCUAGCGAAGCCGCUGCACGCCCCUCCCAUGCCUGUGACGGCAUCCAUAGAGCUCAUUCUGGUGGAGGACGUGAGGGUGAGUCCAGAAGAGGUGACCAUCUACAACCACCCUGGCAUCCAGGUGGAGCUCCGUGUCCAAGAAGGUUCUGGGUAUUUCUUCCUCAACACGAGCACCGCAGAUGUCAUCAGGGUGGCCUACCAGGAGGCCAGGGGCAUUGCCACGGUGUACCCUUUGCUCCCGGGCUCGUCCACCAUCAUGAUACAUGACUUGUGCCUGGUCUUCCCGGCCCCAGCAAAGGCUGUCAUUUAUGUCUCGGACAUCCAAGAACUGUACAUCCGUGUGGUUGACAAGGUGGAGAUUGGGAAGACAGUUAAGGCAUAUGUCCGCGUGCUGGACUUCUACAAGAAGCCUUUCCUAACCAAAUACUUCGCCUUCAUGGACCUGAAGCUCCGAGCAGCCUCUCAGAUCAUCACAUUGGUGGCCCUCGAUGAAGCCCUCGACAACUACACCGCCACGUUCCUCGUCCACGGCGUGGCCAUUGGCCAGACCAGUCUGACCGCAAGUGUGACUGAUAAAGCCGGACAGAGAAUCAACUCAGCCCCACAACAGAUCGAAGUCUUUCCUCCAUUCAGGUUGAUACCCAGGAAGGUGACGUUGAUUAUCGGGGCUAUGAUGCAGAUUACCUCUGAGGGCGGCCCCCAGCCUCAGUCCAACAUCCUCUUCUCCAUCAGCAACGAAAGCAUCGCUGUGGUGAGCGGUGCUGGGCUGGUGCAGGGCCUCGCCGUGGGCAAUGGCACCGUGUCAGGGGUCGUGCAGGCAGUGGAUGCAGAGACUGGCAAAGUCGUUAUCGUUUCUCAGGAUCUUGUGGAGGUGGAGGUACUGUUGCUCCGGGCAGUGAGGAUCCGCGCCCCCAUCACACGAAUGAGGACGGGGACCCAGAUGCCUGUCUACGUCACCGGGAUUACCAACAACCAGAACCCUUUCUCUUUUGGCAAUGCUGUGCCAGGCCUGACCUUUCACUGGUCUGUCACCAAGCGGGAUAUCCUGGAAGUCCAAGGGCGGCACCACGAGGCAUCUGUCCAGAUCCCGUCACAGUACAACUUUGCCAUGAACGUGCACGGCCGGGUGAAAGGCCGGACGGGGCUGAGGGUGGUGGUCAAGGCUCUGGACCCUGCAGCUGGGCAGCUGCAUGGCCUCGCCAGAGAACUCUCUGAUGAGAUCCAAAUCCAGGUUUUUGAGAAGUUGCUGCUGCUGAAUCCUGAAAUAGAAGCAGAACAAAUACUAAUGUCUCCCAACUCAUUUAUAAAGCUCCAGACAAACAGGGAUAGUGUGGCCUCUCUGAGCUACCGAGUUCUGGAUGGGCCUGAGAAGGUUCCUGUCGUGCACAUAGAUGAGAAGGGCUUCCUGGUGUCGGGGUCUGUGAUCGGGACAUCCACAAUCGAAGUGAUUGCUCAAGAACCUUUCGGGGUCAACCAAACCGUCAUUGUUGCCAUAAAGGUGUCUCCUGUUUCUUACCUGAGGAUUUCCAUGAGCCCUGCCCUGCACACCCAAAGCAAGGAGGCUCUGGCAGCCCUGCCUCUGGGAAUGACCAUUACCUUCACUGUCCACUUCCACGACAACUCCGGAGACAUCUUCCACACUCACAAUUCAGUCCUCAACUUUGCCACUAAUAGAGAUGACUUUGUGCAGAUUGGGAAGGGUCCCACCAACCACACCUGCAUCGUCCGCACUGUCAGCGUUGGCCUGACACUGCUCAGCGUACAGGACAUGGAGCACCCGGGCCUCUCUGACUUCGUCCCGCUGCCCGUUCUACAGGCCAUCUCCCCGGAGCUGUCUGGAGCUGUGGUGGUGGGGGAUGUCCUCUGCCUGGCCACAGUUCUGACCAGCCUUGAAGGCCUCUCAGGAACCUGGAGCUCCUCAGCCAACAGCAUCCUCCACAUCAACCCCAAGACAGGCGUGGCUGUGGCCCGGGAUGCAGGAUCUGUGACGGUGUACUACGAGGUCUCUGGGCACCUGAGGACCUACAAGGAGAUAGUGAUCAGCGUCCCUCAGAGGAUCGUAGCCCAUAGAGUCCACCCUGUCCAGACCAGUUUCCAGAAGGCCACAGCCUCCAGAGUGAUCGUCACUGUGGGAGACGGAAGCUCUAACUUGAGAGGUGCGUGCUCCCCCACCCAGAUGGAAGUCCUCGAGACCUUGCACCCAGAGUCCCUUCUCAGCUGCCAGCUGCAAUUCAAGCAGGACAUGGUGGAUUUCUCAGCACGUGAUGUUUUCACUGUAGAGCCGGGGUUCGACGCUGUUCUAGGCCAGUACCUCUGCUUGGUCACGAUGCACAGGCUGACGGACAAGCAGCUGAAGCGCCUGAGCAUGGAGAAGACAGCUUUGGUGGUCACUGCCUCCAUCCCUGGCAGCCUCUUCUCUGUGGAGCAGGUUGGGGCUGAAGUGCCCUUCAGCCCAGGGCUCUACGCUGACCAGGCUGAAAUCCUUUUGAGCAACCACUACACCAGCUCCGAGGUCAAGGUCUUUGGUGCCAUGGAGAUUCUGGAGAGCCUGGAGGUGAAAUCCGGAUCCCCGGCUGUGCUGGCCUUCGUGAAGGAGAAGUCUGUCGGGCCACCCAGCUUUAUAACAUACAUGGUCGGUAUCUCAGACCCUGCAGCCGGCAGCCAGGGACCUCUCUCCACUACCCUGACCUUCUCCAGCCCCAGGACUAACCAAGGCAUCAUCAUCCCAGUCACUGUGGCCUUUGUGAUGGAUCGCCGUGGGCCUGGUCCUUACGGAGCCAGCCUCUUUCAGCACUUCCUGGACUCCUACCAAGUCAUGUUCUUCACGCUCUUUGCCCUGCUGGCUGGGACAGCUGUCAUAAUCAUAGCCUACCACACAGUCUGUGCACCCCGGGAGCUCACCAUGCCUCCAGCCCUCGUGCCUCCAGCCAGCCCCCAGCACAGCCCCCACUAUUUGGCUGCCUCAUCCCCGACGUCUUUCACUGCUCUGCCUCCUGGUCGCAAAUCCAGCCCUGCCUCGGGGCUGUGGAGCCCAGCCUACGCCUCCCACUAGGCAGCAGCAUCGAGGGGCCAGGGCCAGGGCUAAAGGCCACUCCUCACGGAAGCCCUGAGACCUGCCUCGCACACUUCGAUGACAGGGACAUCCCUAUCCCGUUUGCGCUGGAACAAGCCCCUCCACACCUGAGCCCCCGUCCCCAGGCCAGCCUCACUGCUGCCGCUGUUUUGAUAGUGUUUUAGAUAAGUGGUGCUUAUACGCAGGAGUUUCACGUUUGUUUUUUAUCCUUCCAAAUCUUGCAUAGCUAAGUAAGACUUUUUGGCUCAUUCCUUCAUGAAUGGUUGUCUAGGAUUUCUAGACAAUGUGCAGUUGUGUUUUUAUCUUCCUAGUUUCACUAAAAUCCCUCUCUUCUCAAGAAUGAGCAGUUAGAAACUGUGUUUAGAAGUUGUCUGUAGUGGUGUUAUGGUAGUGCUCUCAGGGAUUGUCUAAUUACUUUUGGGUUUUUUGGUGGGUUUUUUCCCCCUGUGAAACGUACUUUUCCCCUAGUCCGGCUGCUGCUAGGAAAUUCGGGGAGCAGAGGGACGUGAGUGUCCCAUGCCUGCCCCGCCAUUGCACAAGAAGCCUCAGGAACGCAGCAUGCUGAGCCCCUGGAUAGCUGAGCCCGUGGCACGUGGGAGGCUGGAAAGCCAUGUGUGCCCAACACGGGCCUGCUUUUCCUACUCUUCAGGCCACUGUGAAUAGACUUCAGUCCCUUGUGUUUUUUUGUUUCCUAAGCUGUUGGAACAUCUGGUGGACUUGGCUUCAGCCCCGCUGAGAUGUCCUGAGUGGGGGUCUCUCUCACUCUCCCUGUCCUGGCUUCUCCAUCAGUGUAGGGAUGUCCAGUGUGGUCCUUAGGAAAGCGUCCUUGAGCCGGCAGCAGGGAUCCUCUUUUCUGUUUGUUUUGAGAAGCCGUUGUGUUCUCUGCCUCAGCACAAAGACCAGUGUUACUCGUCCCUCUCUUUUGUACAAUGCUGAUGAUGCUCGAGUACCUCAGCAGAUCUGAGCCACUGCAGCCAGCUCCUAGCAGGCCCCGGAGCCCAGCCCAGGCUAAGCUGGGGUGUCUGGGGGCCCCCCUCCAGGAGGGGACUCCCCACAGAGCUGGGGGAGGAGAAGGACUCUGGAAACCCCUCCUCUGCCCAGCUCCUGUCCAGGGUUGAGACUUUCAGAAUGUGAUGCCAUGGUGCCGCACCACUCUCAGGGAGAUCCAGAGGCUUGUGCCCCAUAGCUGCCCACGUGUGACGUUGUGUGUGGAGAGGCCAGUCUGACUCUGAGGAUCCAGUGUGAUCCACUUCCGUCCUUUGUGGCUAGGCCAUGCAAUUGAGUUUUCUAAAGCUGGAGAAAGGAAGAACUGUGCCUUGAAUUACUUGAGCUCAGACUGACAACCUGGAUGUAAACAGGAGCAUUUCUACUUAGUUUAUUUAAU